Messenger RNA from Labrus bergylta (ballan wrasse), 1320 nucleotides. RefSeq names its product pyridoxal phosphate binding protein (gene plpbp). Gene Ontology annotation, cellular component: intracellular anatomical structure. Gene Ontology annotation, molecular function: pyridoxal phosphate binding. The record is from RefSeq and is a predicted model, not a curated record. Lineage: Eukaryota; Metazoa; Chordata; Actinopteri; Labriformes; Labridae.
ACGUCAUCGUUGACGCUUUCCUUAACGUUGCUUGACGUGUGUGUGUCGUCGGCGUCUGACGGUAUGUGGAAAGUAGCAAUGUCGGAGGAGGUUGGAAAGGCGCUGCAGUCGGUGGUGGAGCGGGUGAACCAGGCGGCCGCACGCCGGCCUAAGACUCUGCCUGCUGUGCCUCCUCGCCUCGUCGCUGUCAGUAAGACCAAACCUCCGGACAUGGUGGUGGAGGCGUACAGACAGGGCCAGAGGAACUUUGGAGAAAACUACGUGAAUGAGCUGGUGGAUAAGGCGGCAGACCCUCUGAUCUUAUCCUCGUGUCCGGACAUUAAGUGGCACUUCAUCGGUCACCUGCAGAAGAAUAACGUCAACAAACUCCUGGGUGUUCAGAACCUGUUCCUGGUGGAGACGGUGGACUCAGCGAAGCUGGCCGACAAGGUGAACAGCUCGUGGCAGCGUGUGAGAGGAUCCAGCACGCAGAGGUUAAAGAUCAUGGUGCAGAUCAACACCAGCGGAGAACAGAGUAAACACGGCCUUCCUCCAGAGGACACAGUCAGCACAGUGAAGCACAUCGUGUCUCAGUGCUCCGCCCUGCACUUCUUAGGACUCAUGACCAUCGGACGCUACGGCUACGACCUCCGUCUGGGCCCCAACCCUGACUUCCAGAUGUUGCUCAGUCGGAGACAGGAGGUGUGUGACAGUCUGAAGCUUCCUGUGGAGGAGGUGGAGCUCAGUAUGGGCAUGUCCACAGACUUUGAACAUGCAAUCGAGGUGGGCUCCACUAACGUGCGGGUGGGCAGCAUCAUCUUCGGUAACAGAGAGUAUCCCAACAGCGCAGCUAACACCCCAAACCCGAGUCCAGGUCCGAGUCCGGCCCCCAGCCCCGAGAAAAACUCAAAGACGGUGUCAGAGGAGGCGGCCAAGAAGAUGCAGCACCUCACCGUGUCGGGACAAUAAGAGAAGAAGAAAAUAAAAACUGUUUGUGAGGCACGAAGCAGGAGGUCUCCACGCUGCAGCUGGACCUCUCAUCACAGCCUCGUGUUCAAGUCUUUGAUUAAUCCUCCUCAGUCCGUCAGCGAGCGGCCGCAGAGCAGAACUAGUCUGACCUUUUUUAACAGUAACGUAUCACUCACCUGUAGCGCUCAUGGAAAUCCUCCUGCAGAUCCAAACCCGACGUAGAAGAACACAGAAGGAGUCCGACAUGUUAGUGAGAGUUUGUUUGAUGUGAUAUUUUCUACCUUUCGACCCGACAUGUGACGUCUAACACAAUGUGCCGCUCUAACUGUACAAAGACUUGAUUUAAUAAAUCACUGAUCCCUUUAUAAGUCA